AUGAUUGGUAUUAAUGAGGAUAGUAUUAAGCAUCUUUGGUAUUUUGAGGAUGCGUCUGUCGGUCUCGGCUGGAACUGGGAAAUGUGGUGGACCUACGACGGGAUAUCAGGUCCGGAGUUCUGGGGCGUGAUCAACCCGGCGUGGGCGAUGUGUUCGGAAGGGCGUCGUCAGUCCCCCAUCAACCUGGACCCCCGCACCCUCCUGCACGACCCCAACCUGACCCCCAUCACGCUCGACAAGACGGAGGUCAAAGGUCAACUAGUAAACACAGGUCACAGUCUCGAGUGGCGGGUCCUAACAUCAUCUGCCCUGCCGCUGAACCUGUCCGGUGGGCCUCUCUCUUAUACGUACUCCAUUAGCCACCUCAGAAUGCAUUUUGGGGAGCGGGAUCUCCAAGGCUCAGAACAUACUAUCGCCAACUAUGCUUUUCCCGCUGAGUUACAGAUCUAUGGCUACAAUGCACAGCUCUACAGAAACUUCAGCCAGGCAGCCUCCCAGGUGUAUGGCGUGGUGGCUAUCGCUGUGUUGGUGCAGCUGGGUGACCGCACAACACCAGCUCUUGCCAAGAUGUUAGAAGCUCUUCCAAGUGUAAAGUUUGGAGGAUCUUCGUCAGCAGCCUACGACCUUAUCAUAAGCGAACUCCUGCCUUCCACUGAACACUACUUGACCUACGACGGAUCCCUGACUGUCCCUGGCUGCUACGAGACCGUGACCUGGAUUCUGCCCAACAAGCCUCUUUACAUCGCUUUUAGUCAGAUGAGAAAUCUCCGGAGGUUAAAGCAAGGUUCUUCCGACUUCCGAAGAAAUGCGCCGGUGGCCAACAACUUCCGGCCGUUGCAGUCUGCUCACCAUCGCACCAUCCGGACUAAUAUUGACUUCGGUUACUCGCAGGUGGGGGUUCUCAGCGGGAACGAGUUUGACAGAUGGAUGUUCGAGAGCAAUGAUGUGAUUAAUCCUCUCGACUGGCCAAUUCUAAAUCUGACUGAAAAGACUUACAGAUUUUAUCAAAACAAAUUAAGAUUUCUGUGGCACUCUCUUCCCUUGCUGGCAUCCAAGUCCAAUGCCUUCUGGCUUCUCCUACGAACCACCCUCAGUUGUUCCAGCUGCCACCAUUCCCCGACAUUCAAACCUCAAGACUCCGGCCUCACUGAAUACAGCUCUGGACAGUGA
Molecule: messenger RNA, 1170 nt
Organism: Penaeus indicus
Lineage: Eukaryota; Metazoa; Arthropoda; Malacostraca; Decapoda; Penaeidae
Product: carbonic anhydrase-related protein 10-like
Exons: 11
Coding region: 1-1170 (389 amino acids)
Molecular function (GO): carbonate dehydratase activity; zinc ion binding
Source: RefSeq, a predicted model, not a curated record